AUGCUGGGCUCCAAUAAGGAAGCCUCCGCAGCGCUCGUCACCACGCCUCCUGCCGACGAGGAGCUGAAUCUGAAACAGCUUGCGCGCGAGGUCGACAAACUCCGCUCGAAGAACAGCUAUGAUCCCGCCCUCAGUCGCAUCUAUCGCUACACUCCCAUUCCCACUAUUGUUUUGGACCCCUCCUGGUGUAUCGUCGAGGUUUCAAACAGCCAUCUGGCCUUUUCCGGACAAUCCAGGGAUGGCUUGUUGCACGCCUGCAUUAGCGACCUGCCUCCCCACGCCAUUCCCGUCCCCGAUAUCGCGACCAUCUACGGGGCCCUACACGCCGCAGUCGCCACGAAAGACAUCCAGACGGUCGAAGACAUUCACUGCGGCGAGAUCGGGGCCUUCUUCCGCCUGCGCGUCAUACCCAUCUUCGACGAGUCCGAGCUUCUCUAUAUCAUCCUGGAGGCCAACAACAUCACCAUGGACCACCUACAUGCGGCGGACCACCAGCACGCCUACGUCAACGAGACCUACAAGAUCCUCGUCGACACCGUCAAGGAUUACGCCAUCUUCAUGCUGGAUACCAAGGGCAACAUCGUCACCUGGAAUUCAGGUGCCGCCAUUCUGAAAGGAUACACCGCCCCCGAGAUCAUCGGUCGUCAUUUUUCCGUCUUCUACGGCCCCGAGGACCGUCGCAAUGGCAAACCAGGCCGCGGGUUGGCCGUGUGCCUGCGCGAGGGGAAGAUGGAGGAUGAGGGCUGGCGCUAUCGCCAGGAUGGGUCGCGAUUCUGGGCGAACGUCAUGAUCACGCCGAUCUACCAGUUUGGUCGACAUGUUGGCUUCGUGAAGGUGACACGUGACCUGACUGAGCGGAAGGCCGCGGAGGCGCGUAUGAUCGCCGCGUUUGAGGAAUCGUCCAAGAUGAAGACGGAUUUCCUCGCGAAUAUGAGCCAUGAGAUUCGCACGCCCAUGAACGGCAUGCUGUUGGCUCUGACGAUGCUGACUGGGACGGAGUUGACCGACCAGCAGCGCGAGUACGCCGCCAUCAUGGAAGACUCGACGUCCAUCCUGUUGCAGGUAAUUAACGACGUGUUGGACUACUCCAAGCUGUCGUCGGGGUCGUUCUCGCUCAAUUCCGACGUGGUGAAGGCGGAAACAAUUGUGGACGCUGUUGUGCGAAAUUGUCGCUCCGGUCUGAACCCAGAUGUCGAGCUGACAUGCUCGUUCCAACCGGGAUUUCCGACUAACCUCCAGGGGGACCCCUUGCGCUUCCGCCAGGUGCUGCAGAACCUGCUGGGUAACGCUGUGAAAUUCACUGAGAAAGGUUAUAUCAAACUUUCCUUAUCAUAUACUGCAGUCGAAGACGACGACACCGACACGAAGGACAAGACCAGCGACGACAGUGACAACGAGAAGAUCCCAUCCGCAUAUCGUAUUCGGACUGAAGUGACCGAUUCUGGUGUCGGUGUCCCAGACACCGCAAUCAACACGCUCUUCACGCCGUUCACACGAUUUGCUGACGCCAGCGUGCGUCACUAUCAAGGCACUGGAUUGGGGCUCUCGAUCUGCAAGAGCCUAGCGGAGUUGAUGGACGGCACGGUGGGAUACCAGCCAAACCCAGAAGGCCCAGGGAGCAUGUUUUGGUUCACCGCGACGAUGAGUGCCAUAGAGCCCAGCGCGUCAGGGAAACUGGAACGCCCGAAUCCCCGUCCACCGCUGUCUGACGGGGCAGACCUUACGGCGGCGAUACGGGAGAUCGCGCCCCGUAAACAUAUCCUCCUGGUCGAGGAUAACCUGGUCAACCACAUGGUGAUGCUGAAAUUGCUGCAGAGCUUUGGAUUUGAGCGGAUCGAUGCGGCGUGGGAUGGCGCCGAGGCAGUGCGACUGAUCCAGCAGACGCCGCUGUCGUUUAACGCCGUGCUGAUGGAUAUCAACAUGCCUGUCAUGGAUGGGAUGGAGGCGACAUCGCGGAUUCGCCGCAUCAAUGCGGAUGUGCCGAUUAUUGCGCUCACGGGGAAUGCGCUGAAGGGCGAUGCGGAACUGUAUCUGGCCAAGGGGAUGAAUGAUUAUAUCGCAAAGCCGGGACGUGAGUUGGGACUAACAUUACAGUUACUGGAUUCACAUUCGAGCGACCUCUAUGCCGAGACGGCGAGAGCUACCUCCGAUAGCCUCGUCCUACGUCCACAAACAUGCGAUAAUCCAGCCUGUGCACCCGAGAGAUAG
This is a messenger RNA of Aspergillus terreus NIH2624, 2208 nucleotides long. It is a transcript of the gene fos-1, whose product is annotated as sensor histidine kinase/response regulator Fos-1/TcsA. Bases 1 to 2208 code for a protein of 735 amino acids. Gene Ontology annotation, molecular function: phosphorelay sensor kinase activity. Gene Ontology annotation, biological process: phosphorylation; phosphorelay signal transduction system. The transcript is spliced from 4 exons. Lineage: Eukaryota; Fungi; Ascomycota; Eurotiomycetes; Eurotiales; Aspergillaceae. The record is from RefSeq and is a predicted model, not a curated record.